Messenger RNA from Schistocerca nitens (vagrant locust), 7229 nucleotides. RefSeq names its product 5'-AMP-activated protein kinase catalytic subunit alpha-2 (gene AMPKalpha). Gene Ontology annotation, cellular component: cytoplasm. Lineage: Eukaryota; Metazoa; Arthropoda; Insecta; Orthoptera; Acrididae. Gene Ontology annotation, molecular function: protein serine/threonine kinase activity; ATP binding. Gene Ontology annotation, biological process: protein phosphorylation; intracellular signal transduction. The transcript has 13 exons. The record is from RefSeq and is a predicted model, not a curated record. Bases 84 to 1688 code for a protein of 534 amino acids.
CGACAAUUAAUGUAGCAUCGCUGCCGAAUGAUCAUUUAUUUACAUCAAUGGUCCAGUUGUAUUUGUAAACUGAUGUUAAAAUCAUGGGAGAGAAAGGACAACAAUCAACCCAGCAGCCUAUCGUUAAGAUAGGACAUUACACUUUAGGACAGACAUUAGGAGUUGGGACCUUCGGUAAAGUGAAAAUUGGUGAACAUCAGCUUACAAAUCACAAAGUUGCUGUUAAAAUAUUAAACAGACAAAAAAUCAAAAGUCUUGAUGUUGUUGGAAAGAUUAGAAGAGAAAUACAAAAUUUAAAACUCUUUCGUCAUCCUCAUAUAAUAAAACUGUAUCAAGUGAUAAGCACGCCAACAGAUAUUUUUAUGAUAAUGGAAUAUGUUUCUGGAGGUGAACUUUUUGACUACAUUGUUAAAAAUGGAAAGCUCAAGGAGUAUGAAGCACGCCGUUUCUUCCAACAGAUAAUAUCUGGUGUUGACUACUGUCACAGACAUAUGAUUGUUCAUCGAGAUUUGAAACCAGAGAAUCUACUCCUUGAUCACAACUUGCAUGUGAAAAUUGCUGACUUUGGCCUGUCAAACAUGAUGAUGGAUGGAGAAUUCCUGAGGACAAGCUGCGGUUCUCCAAACUAUGCUGCUCCAGAAGUCAUAUCUGGGAAGUUGUAUGCUGGCCCCGAAGUUGAUAUUUGGUCCUGUGGUGUGAUUCUUUAUGCGUUAUUGUGUGGUACCCUGCCCUUUGAUGAUGAACAUGUUCCAACACUGUUCCGUAAAAUAAAAUCGGGGGUAUUCCCUAUACCUGAAUACUUAAAUAAGCAGGUUGUUAGUCUGCUUUGCCAUAUGCUUCAGGUGGACCCUAUGAAGAGAGCUACAAUUGAAGACAUAAAGAAACAUGAGUGGUUCCAGAAAGAGUUACCAGCAUACUUAUUUCCAUCUCCAGUAGAACAGGAUGCGUCUGUUAUUGAUACUGAUGCAGUUAAUGAAGUUUGUGAGAAAUUUGGUGUGAAGGAACAUGAAGUUCACAAUGCCUUGCUGAGUGGUAAUCCUCAUGAUCAGCUUGCUAUUGCAUACCAUUUAAUAAUUGACAAUAAAAGAAUUGCCGAUGAAGCUGCAAAGGCAGAGCUCAAAGAUUUUUAUGUUGCAAGCAGUCCUCCACCUGUUUCAUUUAGCCCAAAUGAGCUGAAUCCUAGUCCUAUUCGACCACAUCCUGAAAGAAUAGCUCCUGCCAUUCGUGAUAAAGCUAUUGCUACAAGCAAUAGUGGGGCAACUGACAGACGCUCUAGAGGAACUCCAGUCAAAAGAGCUAAGUGGCAUUUAGGUAUUAGAUCACAGAGCAAACCCAAUGACAUUAUGAAUGAAGUCUACAGAGCAAUGAAAGCGCUAAACUAUGAUUGGAAAGUUAUUAAUCCUUACCACGUACGUGUUCGACACAAGAAUGAACUAACUGGAAAAUAUGUUAAGAUGUCACUGCAACUAUAUCAAGUUGAUUAUAAAAGUUAUCUUUUGGACUUCAAAAGCCUUAGCAGUGAAGCUAGUGAAGAUAGUGAAAGCAUGAUCUUAUCAUCAGGAGAAGAACCAAAACCAGCUGUAACUGUACCUGUAGAGUCAAGUGAACAGCAGCAGAAGCAAACUGGUCAUCAUACAAUGGAGUUUUUUGAGAUGUGUGCAGCCUUGAUCACUCAGCUUGCUCGCUGACAUCUGUCGUAAUAGUCACUGAUCCAUACAGUGGCUAUAUAUUCAGUUGCAGAAGAUAUGAUACUAAAGUGGUUUGCCACUGUUCUUCUAUGGCUGUAUAUGAGGAGACCAAUUGUCCAAAGAUCAAGCGACAAGUUUAGUUGUAAUGUUGUGAUUUCAGUGUAAAACAUUCAAAGAAAUUUAAAAGUUACCUUCAAAGUCACAUAUAUAGGAGCCUUUUUUUGUUAGUAUUAUAGUAAUUGAAAGGUUUUUAUUUAUGGCUAUUGUUUAGGAUUUUAAGUGCAGAAACGGAAGACUGGUAUGGUAUUGCCAGUAUUUUUGUGCUCAUACCCUAAGCUACUGGCGUUAAUGUAAACAGUUGACUGGUAGAGAAAUGCAGCAUUUUACAAAUGAGCUCUUGUACAAGAAACUGUUGAAGAAAACUAAAUGCAACUUUUAAGAAGCGACAAGAAAUACAUUUUGCCCUAGUAAGGUUAUAUAUGAUCACUUAAUGUGUAAUAUUAGCACUUCCAGUUUAUCUGAGUUCACGAACAAUUCUCUGCUAUAAAAAGUUCAUUUUAUUCUUACUUACCACCUUAUGUUUCACGUGGGUGCCAUGCACUCUGAUACAGAUUGUUUGCUCUAUGUGAAGUCUCUGUCAUUGCACAGCUGGUAUUAGAACACCUUUGGUAAUCUUUUGACAGUUGUACUGCCCGGGCCAGCCUCACCAUUUGUCAGUGCCUCUGAAUUGAAUCUUGUGAGAGGGUAAAUGGUGAGGGAUGGAUAGAGGCACAAAGGCACAUUGGAAUGAAUAAAAGCAAAAGCUUGUAUCAUCCUCGCUAUGACAUUCACAAGAAGAAUUUUUCCAUUUGUAUCUUUCUGCAACACCAUUUCAGCUAACUGUUCAUCCACACAUUCUGAUUUCAUCAGUUGUAUGUUUUCAUCCCACUACAGUGUGUAGGAGCACUUGUAAGAAGAAGGUGGAAACCUUUUAUAAAUUGAUAGAUUGGAUCCUUCCAACAUGUCUGUCAUCAAUUAAACAUGGACAAAAUGAAACUAAUGUUGGUUUGUCAGUUACCUUGUCAGUAACAGAGUCAUCUUGCCCACACUUCUGAAACCAGCUCUAUCCUCAGAAUCUGAUGAGCCACAAAAGAGAACACACAAUGGUUGUCCUUUUACUGCCAAGUACUUGACCAGGUUGCACAAUUUUUCAUAGCCUUCUAGUCUAAUGUGUAACCAUGAACUAGCCAAAAUUCUCAGCGUGAAGAUCAGGUGACUGUCUUAAUGUCAUUGUCACUGUCUAAGCUGUUAUAGUGAGCACGUAGUCUAACCCUUUCUUAUAGAAUUGUGAAAGAUUGCAGCAAUUUGUUCAAAUGUAGAUUCACAUGAAUAUUAUAUUGUGUCAUGUUCAGAGAGCAAGCUAAAAACCUUUUCCUCCCUUUUAACAUUGUAAGCUGUUGAUAGAUAUCUCCUUACAUCUUGGUGCGAAAGUAGUACCUCUAGUUUCCAACAGAUAGCAGAAAAAUGUGGUCUUAUGUAGCACUCUACAGCUAGCAGAGCUCAGGUUACCAUCAUUCUUUAUGUUACCCUGUAGAGUGAGUAUUGACUUAUCUCCUGGCAUUAAGGAUUAAAUAAUACAGGGUGUUUCAAAAUUUUUUAUUCGAUUUCACAAGACUGUUUUGUAUGUGAAUGAAGAUACGAAUUUAUACUCGUGUAUUAGAUUAUGACGUUUUUGUUUUCAGAAGAACCCUCUGAUUUUAAAAGGGGAUAUCUUUUACAUGCAUACAACCUUGAUGUACUUUUUACAACUAUACUUAAGAUCAAAGGUUUCAUUUACCUUCAACAAACGUUCAGUGUGGCUUCCACUGGACACAUGACAAACAACCAGAUGAUAGUCAAAGUCAUCUCACACUUUUACAAGCAUUCACUACUGUUGCUAUGUUGCCGGCCGAAGUGGCCGUGCGGUUAAAGGCGCUGCAGUCUGGAACCGCAAGACCGCUACGGUCGCAGGUUCGAAUCCUGCCUCGGGCAUGGAUGUUUGUGAUGUCCUUAGGUUAGUUAGGUUUAACUAGUUCUAAGUCCUAGGGGACUAAUGACCUCAGAAGUUGAGUCCCAUAGUGCUCAGAGCCAUUUUUUGUUGCUAUGUCCUGUCACAGUUCACAAAAAGUUGUUGGAAGGGGAGGCACAUAGACAGAGUUCCAUAGUUUAAAAAAUAAAAAUAAAAUAAACUCACUAGUCAUACUCAGCGAGCCUGGAGACCAAUGGUGCAAUGUACACCCCAUGCGGUAGAUGCAUUGUCAUACUAGUCAUGAAAAUGCUGCUGCACAGGUGUAAUAGAAAUGCACCUGUUGAAAAAGAGAAUGCAAAAUGCCCUUUUGUCACCACAUUAUUACCAUUUUGACUUGACGCACCUUGGGUAAUGUCCAACCAAGCAAACAAGCUAGCUGCAGCAGCUAGACCACUACCAACAGCUGCAUGAACUGACAGCUUACAGCUGGAGCCAAGAUAAAUUUGAUACUUAAAUUAAAAUUUACUUGAGUUUAUAUCUUCGUUCAUGUAGAAUAUAUAAUCUUGUGAAAUUGGAUGAAUCUUAUGGAAACAUGCUGUAUAUUGACUAUAGAACAAUAUUAUUUAUGUUGUGGUUGUCAGGAGUCAGAAAGCCCUUAACAAUAAUUGUUUUUAAAUCUUUCAGUUCUAAUGUUUCAGUCAAUGGUUGAAACUGUACAACAAGAAAGGUGGAAAAACUUUGGAAGCCUGAAUGAAAGUUCCCUUCAUCCACCACAUAUUUAAUUCAUACUAAAGAAGAAAAAAAUUAAGUUUUCUUUUGAAACUUUUUGGAAUUUUUUAACAUCUUGAAGAAUUUAAAGUCUGGUUCUUCAUCAAAGCAGUGUCCGUUUUUCUUCUCUAAGUAUCAAAAAUGUAGAUUCAAUUUCAUGUUGUACUUAAGCAUAUACAAAACUGCCUUCAUAGUUUCCAAGCAAAACUUAUGAGGUAGGGGUUCCAUUUUUGUCAGUUCCAUUAUUUUGUAAGUACUGGUGAUGUAAUGCUUUUAUGUGAAAUGUUCUUCUCUCAUUUGGUGUACCAACUGCUUUGUUUAAUUUGCCUCAGUUUGCAUUCAGGAUAAGUGAUUCUCCUUUAAUGCUGCUCUCACUUGAUCACCAUGUUGUGUAAAUCUGUAACUGUUCAUUUUGAUGAUUUGGAUUAAAUUCUACUUUUCACUCAAUUUAGUAGUCAUGUCACAUACUACUAUUCUUUUUUCCCAUCCUUAUAGGACAUCAUUGUUUUCGGCUCUAUUUGGUAUGUGGGGACCACAUCAUAUAUUGAUGAGACACAGUGUUAAUCAUCUUUCUUCUGUCUAUUGUACACUUAUUAUCACUUUGUUCCUAUAUGCUGCAAGUGUUCCACUGCUUUAAUCUGCCCAGUCUCUUCUUACAUGCCUGCUUCCACUGAUAAUCUUUCUGCCUCCUCUUUCUGUACAUGUUGUGGAAGCCAGAAGUGUGUAUGUGUACAGUCCUUAUCAGAUGUGCUUUGGCUUAGGAAGAUGAUUCACCAGUAUAUUUCCUUCUGAUGUUAUUUUGACUGAGUUUUAUAAUGGUGCUGCUUCUAAAAACCUCAGAACUUUUUGCUUCAGACAUUAGUCAUUGCAAGAUGAUACUUGGUAAAUCAUCACUGGUGUUACUGUGUGACAUGUCAAGUUUACUUUCUGUAGCUGCCAACAAAUAUAAUGUGAUAAAAUUGUCCCUAAGACCGUAAACGUAUCGAAUCUGUACAUAGCACCUGUGCAAUGUGAGUGUAUAAUUUGUCAUGUGAUAAACAUAAGACCGUAAACGUAUCGAAUCUGUACAUAGCACCUGUGCAAUGUGAGUGUAUAAUUUGUCAUGUGAUAAACAUUAUUUUUACCAAUGAUGAUAAUUUUAAAAGGUUUCUUCUGUGCAGUCACUGUAUGUCUUAUGAAGACAAAGUGUGUGACAGCUCUUUAAAUGCCUAAAAAGUGACAGAAACUUUCAGUUCUGUAUUUUCUGCAUAGUAAUAAUGAUAAAACUAAACUGAUAACAUGUUAUAUUAUUUAUUGUAUAAUUAGUUAGUUCUUAUAAUAGGUAUUUCCUUUUUUUCUUCAUCUACAAAAAAGUAUUAUAAUGUGCACCAAAAUAAAGCAAUAGAAAGUGUGUGUGUGUGUGUGUGGGAGAGAGAGAGAGAGAGAGAGAGAGAGAAAAUUUUUAAUCAGUGAAUCUGGAAAACUUGUUCUGAACUGUUUAUGAUGUGAAACUAAACUGUAAAUAAUUAUUAUGAAACAGUGUGAUGAACAAUGGACAUAUUUUAUACCUUUGAUGAGUUAUUAAUUACUCAAGAGGACUUGGAAUGUUCAGCUAUGUUAGUUUAUAAUAGUAAAACUACUGAAGAAAUAACCAUUUGUCAGAAAGAAUGCUAACAAGGAAGAAAAUUGUUUGUGUGGGAGUUAUAGAGGUGAGGAAUACUGAAGGGGGGGAGGGUAGAAGAGGAGAAAAAAGGUGUGAAAUAAUUUCAAAAUAAUAACUGUUCUCUUCCCAUUGAGGAACUGCUAAAUGAUUGAAGUCACAUAUAAUAUUGAUAUUUCCAUCAUUUCCUUUUAAUGAACAGAAAUGUAUUUCUAAAACUUAAGUUUCUAGACUUAAUUAGCUCUUGUGGCGUCUUGUCUGUCUGACCUGUGCCUAAUAGGAAAGGUAUAAUGUGAGUCACAUUUGUAAAUUAUUCUAAAGAAACUCUGCAAGACGACAUUAUUGCGUUACUUCAUUGUCAUGUUACUCAUUAAAAUUAGGUAAAGUGUUAUAAAAGUGUGGGAGAGGUUUUCUUUUAAGUGUACCAUUCCUAAAUUAAAUUUAACUUAACAAAAGGAAGAAAGUCACCUAUUCAGUUGUCACUGAAUACACAUAAUGUGAUAAUUUAGAGGCAAUGACAUCAGAAUAAAAGAAGAAUAAUAUUAGAAAAUGUAGCUUUAUCCUAAAGAAAUAAUUAAGUGAGCUUAAGAAUUAAAAUGCUAGUCAGAAACAUAUUCUACAUACUCCAGUAAAAGCAAUGGUUAGAUCAUAUCCACCAGGAUUCAUCCUUUUCAUUGCACUAGCAAUAAAAUGAAAAAAAUUAGUACUACAUCUUAAACUGUAGAACUGGAGGAAUGUAGCUGUGGUAGUAGAGGAGAGGAAAAUGAAUUUCUUGAUUGCAGUCUUUUUAACAAUCAAGACAUACAAAGUAUUGAUUGCAUUCCCCAUCCGUAUGUUAGAUCUCUACUGACUUGAAAGUUCCAAAAUGAUGCAUGUUUUCAUAUGUAUUUAUAUAUAUAUAUAUAUAUUUAGCAAAUUUAUUUUUUUAAAGUUAUUGAUGAAAAACUGAGAAAUGUAAAUAAAUUCUGUCAUACCUAAUUAAUGAAUGUUACACUGUCUGAAAUGAUGUGCUUGAUAUUCAUUGGCAAUUAAGAGGCUGACAUAUGUAACAGAAAAAAUGAAAUAAAAGGAUAAAGAGACAUUGGUGUGAGAUAUCAGUUUUAUUGUUUUCUAGAAAAUACUUUGUGUGAAAUAUACUGCUGAUAGC